This is a messenger RNA of Fragaria vesca subsp. vesca, 1395 nucleotides long. Its product is annotated as receptor-like protein kinase THESEUS 1-like. The record is from RefSeq and is a predicted model, not a curated record. Gene Ontology annotation, molecular function: protein kinase activity; ATP binding. The transcript has 7 exons. Bases 1 to 1395 code for a protein of 464 amino acids. NCBI's taxonomy places the organism in Eukaryota, Viridiplantae, Streptophyta, Magnoliopsida, Rosales, Rosaceae. Gene Ontology annotation, biological process: protein phosphorylation.
AUGGACUCACCACAGUCUCUACCGGAUUCUACUCAUCAUGCUAGUCUUCAAACACACAUAUGGGGUGGCUUUGUUAUAGGCAUUCUAACAGUGGUGAUAGUUGCGUUGUUAUACUUCCUUUGCAGCAAGAAGCUUAUACCGGCUCUCAGGCGCCGGCGAGAAGAAGGGAAAUUGAAACAGGAGGAGAAGAUAAACCUGAGGCGAUUCCAUUUGGAGGAACUAGUGAAGGCUACCAAAAAUUUCGACAGUGACUGCAUGUUAGGCUCUGGUGCUUUUGCAAAUGUUUACAAGGGAACCUUUGAGGAUUUGGGAACCGUGGCCAUUAAGAGAUCUCAUGCCGAUUCGUUUCAGAGUGUUGAGGAAUUCAGAAACGGUAUUUUUUUUCUGCACUCUUUGUGUCACCACACCAGAAAGAAAAGGCUACUCUCUAAAGUUAAGCACAGAAACCUUGUAGGACUGGUUGGAUACUGUGAAGAAUCUGGAUCAAGAGGGGGAAAAGUUUUGAUCUAUGAAUACGUACCGAAUGGUUCUCUGCUUGAUUAUAUUAUGGGAAGGAAAUGGAUCAGCUUAAGUUGGAGGCAAAGAGUGAACAUAGCAAUUGGUGCAGCAAAAGGCAUUGCUCAUUUGCAUGAAGGGGUUAACCCAAGCAUAAUCCACCGUGACAUAAAGCCAAGUAACAUCUUGAUAGGAGAUGGUUUUGAAGCCAAGGUUUCAGAUUUCGGACUUGUGAAAUCAGGACCUGUUGGAGAUGAUUCACAUGUCAGUAGCCAAAUCAAAGGGACUCCAGGGUACCUUGACCCUGCUUAUUGUGCAAGUUUCCACUUAUCCCAGUUCAGUGAUGUGUAUAGCUUUGGUAUCAUUCUUCUUCAACUUAUUUCUUCCCGGCCUGCGGUUGACAUGACUGGAAACCGCCCUAGGAAUCACAUCAUUGACUGGGCAAGGCCUAGCUUAGAGAGAGGUCGUGUUGAGGAGAUUUUAGAUGCUAAUCUUUUAUCAGAACCAUGUAACUUAGAAGUGAUGUUAAAGAUGGGAAAACUUGGCUUGAGGUGUGUUGUGAAAGUACCCAAGAGCCGUCCUACAAUGUCCCAAGUGUGUCGAGAGCUCGAAGAAGCCCUCUAUUCUGCAGACAACAAACAGCAGUUGAGAGAGAGUCGAAGAUCAAAUCGUCAACCAACAGACCAAGGGUUUAGGAGAUCAAUGGACUAUGAUCAAUCUCUAAACUCUGUGAGCCUAGAUGGCAUUGGAUUCCAGAAGUUUCAUGUAGACUUAGAUAGCAUCUCCUUCCAGAGCACAAGCUUAAGGUGUUUAGAGAACAACAGUAUUGAAAUCGACAUUGAGGACUUGAGAGAUAUAAGAGAGGAAGUUAGUGCAGAAGAAGACACAAACAUAAAAUGA